UGUGUCCCUUCAAAUAAGGUGCCAUCUAGAUCAUUCGAAAGCCAGCGGUCGGGUUGUCUCCGCUGGCUUGUUGCGACACGCCAAGUGCAUCCUCUAUGCAAGGGAUUGAAAACAAACCGCAAGGGAUGUGUUGAACCACCGAAAAGCGCAGCGCAAGCAACGAUACCGUCCGCUGGAUGAGAACAUUGGAACCGUUUAUGACCAGAAAGUCGACCGACAGCUCGUAGGAAAGCAACCGCCCCCUCAACCGGCUUCGCAAUGUCGCAGAGUGCACCAAGACGCCACCCGCCGAGCGGGGGCAAUGCCGAUGUGAGCAACAUGUCGGCAAAGUUUGUUGACACCGAGUGGGAGGCACGCGAGUCCCAACGGCAGCGAGAAUUGGAGGAAGCUCGGGCACGAGCCGCACAGAUGGAGAAAACAAUGAAAUGGUGGUCCGACUGUACAGCAAACUGGCGCGAAAAGUGGAGCAAGGUACGAACCGAGAGGAAUAAGGCACGCGAUGAAGCGAAACAGUUGCGCAGCAAUCUCGAGGCGGCCAUUAAGGAAUCGAACUCGUACAAGCGUGAAAAGUGUGAGCUCGAGAUGCAAAUCACUCAGCUCAAGAAGGAGAUGGAAAAGGUGCACACCCUCAUGAUGAAGCACGCCGGUCGGUUCAACAAGGCGAGUCUGGACGCUGCGGACGAACCGGACCGUGACGGGCGUGGCGAUAACAACUGCUCGCCGGAUAUCUCCUCCGAUGGUCUGAAGAACGUCAACAGCGAGGACGGGCUGGUGACGAAGCUACCAAACCUGCCGGACGACGGGAACUGUGCCAGUUUGCCACCCGCCGCCGCCAGCGCCGAUCUCGACAUUGAAGAGUACAUUCUGCAGGGCGGUGCCAUGCCGAAGCAUUCCAUAGAGUUUAAGGACAAGAGCGAGCAGAUGGCCGAAGAGCGGCGCCUGAUCCAACAGCUUUCGAAGGACGACUACGACGAAGACUACUUGCUGCAGAAAAUUUCGAUGCUGCAGCUGCGGCUGGACGAUGCACAGAAAACGAUCCAGAUCGAGCGCGAGGAAAAGGCUGCCGUCCAGCGGAGUCUGGAGAAGACGCGACACGAUAUGCAAGAGUUGCGCGACAAGUGUGAAGAGCUGCGGUCGGCCAAACAGGACGCGGUGCGGGAGUUGCUGACACUGCAAGAGCAACACCGUGUCGAAAUGCGUAUCACACACAACUCGCUGCAAGAGGAAAUCGCUGCUCGGGAAACGCUCGAACGGAGGCUGUGCGAACUGCGUACGGAACUGGAGCGACUGCAGGCGGAAAAUGCGGCCGAAUGGGGCAAAAGAGAACGUCUCGAGACGGAGAAGCUAAACAUGGAGCGCGAAACCAAGAAACUGCGCGCUGAGUGCCAGGAUCUGCAGGAACGGCUCGAGCGCAAGGGUCGGCCGCUGGUCAACAGUGACGUCGAGCUGCGUUCGCUGCAACAAGAGCUGAUGGAUAAAAAUAAAGAACUGAGCGACAUCCGCUACUCGCACAGCAAGAUGAAAAAGAUGCUUUCGGAAGCCAACACCGAGCUCGGCCAUGCGGUUAGACGGGCGGAACAAUACGAAACGGAGGUGAAGCGAUUGCGCUCCCGUGUGGAGGAGCUGAAACACGAGCUGGCCGGCGCCGAGGAUGAACUAGAUGCAGCCUGCAACCAUGUUCGGCGUUUGCAGCGCACGAACGAAGAACUGAGCGGGCAAACCGAGGGCCUGCAAGUGCAGAUACAACACCUUCAAACUAGUCCAAAGCAGCAGCACGAACUGAGCAACUACAAGGCAUCGAACCGAUCGAGCAAUGCCUCCAACGUGAGCUACAAACCAAAUAUCAACGAUCUGAAGCAACUGUUCGACAACUCGUCUCGCCACUUUAACGAUCGUCCUCCGGAACGAUCGGCCGGCGGACCGAUAAAAGGAUCUUCGGGCGCUUCGCAGACCCCGUCCUACAUUCCGCUGUCGUCCGGAUCGUAUUACGAUGCUAAGCCGAGCUACAUCGACCACGAUGCACCGUCGCCACCGUCGCUGAACAACAACAAAUACGAGUUCGAACGUGCCAAACAAAAGUUCGACAACAUUACCCGGGCGGCCGCAGCUGCUAGUGGUGGUGGACAUAAAACACGCGGCAACGGCGGCGGUGGGUCAACGAAGCAACACAGCUCGGGCAACUCGGCAAUUCCGAAACGGAACGCUCCGCCGCCGGGUCAUUUUAGCAGCGGUUCGUACUACGAACAGAACGUAUUUCCCGGAUCGGCAGGAAGUGGCCCUCCCAGUGGUGUCGGAGAACCCCGAAACAUACGGGCCGUGGGAGAUGAUAUGCCACCUACGAAGAGUCAGGGACACAGCAACGAAACGGCACAGUCAUUCGAUGGUGGCCAACCACCCUACGAUCAGUCCUCACGGGCCAACCAUAAGCCCAUGAACAUUGGGAAGCUGAACGAUGUCAAUCUCGAUGGAUUGAAGGUAUCGGAGGAUGAUGAAACUCCGUAGCUAUGGUUCAACAAAUCUUCUGUCGGCCAAUGAUGAUAACAGCGAUAACGAGUAAAAAGGAACGAAUCUACAGCAACGAACGCACGCACGAGAGAAGAGAUGGCGACAUCUUGGGGCCAAUGGUGCGAUGGAGUUCAACGCAUUCAAUCAUCCGCUGUAGAGGUGCGCCUCUUGUCAGAGCUCUCUUUAUGUACUCAAUUGUUCAGGUACUAGCAGACACAUUCGUCGAACAAACUCUUAGCGUUAGUGCACAUUAUUUAUGAACACUUAUCAAUACGAUCACCAACAGAAAGGAUCUAGAAUAGGAAUGGUAGUCCUCCCAGACUCACUACCUUUUGGGACAGUAACGUACUCUGCGAAAUGAAACAUAGCCAUAAAAGAGAAAAGUAUUAAGCAAGCAAACAACGAUUCCUCCUUAACGAAACGUCUCCCAAACUAAGUACAAUGGUGCACACUUUCCAUUCCUGGCACACCGAAAUGAAUUAAUUGUAACAGAAAAGUAUUCAAUACAUACAGCAACAAUGUUUAUCAUAGUGAAGCAGUCCUACCGGAAUGAGUCCGUCAAUAAACUGAUUCGUCAAUGUUUGGUACCAAAAAGAACGUAAGAAAACAUUUUGUAUCAAAUGUUUCAUGUACGAUUGGUUGAAUUUGGCAGAGUUUAAAUUAAUGUCUUAGAAAUUAUAAUCUCAACGGGACUAUCUCUACUUCACUGUCCUGGGUUUGCUCAUUAGCUGUGUUACGCUAACACGAACAACUACUACCGAACGAUAGCAGCUCGAA
Molecule: messenger RNA, 3282 nt
Organism: Anopheles bellator
Lineage: Eukaryota; Metazoa; Arthropoda; Insecta; Diptera; Culicidae
Product: coiled-coil domain-containing protein 102A
Exons: 6
Coding region: 259-2502 (747 amino acids)
Source: RefSeq, a predicted model, not a curated record